ACACACCAACGCCUACGUUUUUCAGUCCCCCUUGUGACUUCUUUCCUUCUACCAGCUAUUCAACUAAUCUAGGAUUGCAAACCAUCCUAAUCCCAAUAAUAAAUGAAGGGAGAAGAACAUUUUGUGCCUACUUGUUUGUCCACUGAAACAGGAACAAAAUAAAUGCAUUCUUUCAUAAAAAUAUCCUCUGUAUUGUGAUCAUCAUCAGUAUUAUCAACACUAUCAGCAGCAGUAAAAACGGCAUUAGGACAAUAGAAACCAAAAAUAACAUACUUUGCUUUCGUGUUGUUGGUGCCAUUGCGGUUGAUCAAAACUCAUAAGGUUGCUCACAACCACAUUUUUAUUAGUCACUUGAUUAAAUUAACCAGCUAAACCGAAAUUUUAUCAUUAUAUAUCAGUUGUACUGUUUAGUCAACGAGUUUAGCAUUCUGCCGAAAGGUGGUUAUUAUCUGAAAUAAAUCACUGAUCAUCAAAGCAAUCACAAGAAGAAAAGAACAGUAACAACACCCACCUUAUUUAAGUGUCACUCAUUUCAUUCAAAGUAUGGAGACAGCAUUCUCUAAGACAGUCGAUGAAGUUUUGAAAUACUUCGACUCCGACGCAGAAACUGGUCUCAGCGAUGAUCAGAUUAAGAAACAAACUACAAAAUUCGGUCCUAAUGAACUUCCUGCUGAAGAGGCUAAGGCAAUCUGGCAACUUGUUCUUGAACAAUUUGAUGAUUUACUGGUGAAAAUCUUGUUACUGGCUGCGAUCAUUUCAUUCGUACUUGCUCUAUUUGAAGAGAGUGAAGAAAGUAUCAGUGCAUUUGUCGAACCACUAGUUAUCUUGUUGAUCCUGGUUGCUAAUGCGGUGAUUGGUGUCUGGCAAGAGCGUAACGCUGAAUCGGCUAUCGAAGCACUGAAAGAGUAUGAACCGGAGAUAGCCAAAGUUUUUCGAAAAAGUCAUUUUGGUAUUCAACGAAUUAAAGCCAGGGAACUGGUACCUGGUGAUAUUGUUGAAGUAUCAGUCGGAGACAAAGUGCCUGCAGAUCUGAGAAUAAUCAAGAUCAUGAGUACAACUUUAAGAGUGGAUCAGUCAAUUCUGACUGGUGAAUCAGUAUCCGUCAUCAAGUUCACAGACGCUGUACCAGAUCCAAGAGCUGUUAAUCAAGAUAAAAAGAAUAUCCUAUUCAGUGGAACUAAUAUUGCCUCUGGUAAGGCUAAAGGUAUUGUUGUCUGCACUGGUCUUAUGACUGAAAUCGGUAAGAUUCGCAAUCAAAUGAUGGAUACUGAACAAGACAAGACACCAUUACAACAAAAACUGGAUGAAUUUGGACAACAGUUAUCAAAAGUCAUCUCGAUUAUUUGUGUCGCUGUAUGGGCAAUUAAUAUUGGUCAUUUUAAUGAUCCAGCACAUGGUGGCUCAUGGUUAAAAGGAGCCAUUUACUACUUUAAAAUUGCUGUUGCAUUAGCAGUCGCUGCUAUCCCUGAAGGCUUACCAGCAGUUAUUACAACAUGUUUAGCGUUGGGUACACGAAGAAUGGCGGCUAAGAAUGCAAUCGUCCGUUCACUGCCAUCAGUUGAGACAUUGGGUUGUACUAGCGUGAUUUGCUCAGAUAAAACAGGCACUUUGACGACAAAUCAAAUGAGCGUGUGCAGAAUGUUCACAUUUGCUAAGGCGGAUGAUAAAGCUCCUGAAAUUUAUCACUUUGAAAUCACAGGAUCUAAAUAUGCACCGGAAGGUGAAGUGUUUUUGAAUGGUCAGAAAGUUGAUUCUGGAGAAUAUGAUGGUCUUAUUGAAAUAGCCCACAUCUGUGCCAUGUGCAAUGAUUCUGCUAUUGAUUACAAUGAAUCUAAGAACGUUUAUGAGAAGGUUGGUGAGGCUACUGAGACUGCACUGAGUUGUUUAGUAGAAAAAAUGAAUGUAUACAAAGUAUCGAAAUCUGGUCUAUCCAAGAAAGAUUUAAGCAUGGUUUGCAACUAUCAAAUACAGGCUAUGUGGAACAAAGAGUUUACUUUGGAAUUUUCACGUGAUCGAAAGUCAAUGUCAGUCUAUGUACAAGCUAAGCCAACCUUUACAUCUAAAAUUCCAAAUACAGCAGGUUCAGGAGAAACUGGACCAAGAAUGUUUGUAAAAGGCGCACCUGAAGGUGUGCUAGACAGAUGUACAUUUGUACGUGUUGGUAAUAAGAAAGUACCUAUGACACCAGCAUUAAAAACUGAAAUUGUCAAAAAUGUAGCCGCUUAUGGAACUGGUCGUGAUACACUCAGAUGUUUGGCUUUAGCAACAUGUGAUUCACCAGUUAACAGAGCACAAAUGGAUUUAGAAGAUUCAAAUAAAUUUGUUAAAUAUGAACAAAAUUUAACAUUUGUCGGAGUAGUUGGUAUGCUAGAUCCACCACGUAUGGAAGUGUUCGAUAGCAUUGCCAGAUGUCGUAAAUCCGGUAUUCGUGUUAUUAUGAUUACUGGUGACAAUAAAGCGACAGCUGAAGCUAUUUGUCGACGUAUUGGUAUUUUCGGUGAAGAAGAAUCAACCACUGGAAAGUCAUUUACUGGACGUGAGUUUGACUCAUUGCCUAUUGAAGAACAAAGAGAAGCAUGUAGACGAGCUAGAUUAUUUGCACGUGUCGAGCCUAUGCACAAGAGUAAAAUUGUUGAGUUUCUUCAAGAGGAUGGUGAGGUAUCAGCUAUGACUGGAGAUGGUGUAAAUGAUGCACCAGCCCUUAAGAAAGCAGAAAUCGGCAUUGCUAUGGGAAGUGGUACAGCUGUAGCGAAAUCAGCUGCUGACAUGGUAUUAGCUGAUGAUAAUUUCACUUCAAUUGUGUUGGCUGUUGAAGAAGGACGAGCUAUCUACAACAAUAUGAAGCAGUUCAUUCGUUAUUUAAUUUCAUCCAAUAUUGGUGAAGUCGUUAGCAUCUUCCUUACAGCAGCAUUGGGUCUACCUGAAGCUUUGAUUCCAGUACAACUGUUGUGGGUCAAUCUAGUAACUGACGGUUUACCAGCUACUGCUUUAGGUUUCAACCCACCUGAUUUAGAUAUUAUGGAUCGUCCACCAAGGAACAUUAAAGAUCCUUUAAUAUCUGGAUGGCUGUUCUUCCGUUAUGUUGCUAUUGGUGUUUACGUUGGAUGUGCAACAGUUGGAGCAGCUGCCUGGUGGUUCAGUCUUUAUCCGAAGGGCCCACAACUGAAUUACUACCAACUGGUAAGCAACAUAAUAUCUAAAUAUCCCAUUGUGUUGCCCAAGAAGAGCCGCAUAUACAGACAGACAGAUAUUGGAUUCCAAAUUUCUAUACUUUUAAUAUUUUUUGUCUUCUUUAAGUUAUUCAUAUUCUUAAGAGUAAAUAAAGCAGAAAUGACUUAAUAGACGUUUAUGAAGUAGCAAAGGAAUUACUCACAUGUUUUAAGUUCUUUAUCAACCCUUCUCUUUAACUUAUUCGCCAUAAAACUAGGUGCAGUAUAAUUCAGCAACAAACGCCCACUGCUUCUAUCUACUGUGUGAUUUCCUUUCCAAUAGCUGCAAUCUCAGUUCAAUCAUUUUAAUACGCCUCCAGUUCAUAGCACCAUAAGUUUCUUGACAAUUUUCGAUUUCUUUUGAGUUUUGACAAUGAACUAGUAAAAGCGAAGUGCCAAAAUGCAAAUGAAAGUCUCAGUUAGUUGGAAGAAACCAGCAGCAGAUCCCGCUUGACAUGGGUUUUGUAGUUGCUGAGACUCAUCAACAAGGCGUAUCUACCACCUUGCGGAAACUAAUGUCCCCUGUGAAAUUCAAAUUCAUGUCACCCAGUGUUGUAUUCAGUGACGUUACACUGAAUCCUUUGGGCUGCGACUGGCCUCUCUUAGGACUGGAUCAGGUACAUCAACUGGUCAUGGGAGAGCAACCAAUCUGAUUUUGUCAGGUCCUAAUUUCUGACCGAAUUCUGUCGAUCAUUUUUAAAAGUGGCCAUCAAGCUAGGAGAUUCACCAUUAGAGCUGCGGACACGCCUUGCUGACGAAUACCAACAAGCACUCAACCUAGGUCCACGGCUUCUUGCAGAUUUUCUUCAAUCAACUAACAUCCAUCAAAGUGCAUGGCAAUGACGAAGCUCCUAGCUUUUUGGUCACAUUCCAAAAUGAUCAAUAAAAUCCAGUCACCACUCAGGACUACACAACAUGGAACUACUAGUUACCUUAUGACCAAUCAGUACAGUAAAUGAAAGUCCCAAAAUCGGGUUAAACUGCUAACAACUAAUUACAGAGGAAGCUUAAAGUCACGAACUGAAAGACGAUUGGCGCCCCCAACUUUUCACAACCCAAUUCCUUAGGAAUUUAAACCCUCUUUUACUGAGUUCAUUGGAAAUGUAAGCGCCAACAGUGCAAACGAAAGCAAAAAUUUGCCUUUUGAUUGUUGACUGUACCAGAAACCAUUUUCUACACUUGUUGAGCUAUAUAUGCCCUGAUUUUUCCUGCAUAAAGUUUCCGCAUUAUUCUAGGCAUCAUAUUUAAUAAUGUUUUAAAAAGGAAAUUAAUCUGGUACAUUUUUAAAUGACUAGUUAUAGUUCGAAACAAGUAACUAGAACUUGCGUAACGUCACAGAUGUGAAAAUUAUCCACUUAAGCGACGGAGAGAUAACAUAUUUGUGUUGAAAUAGUUUUUCAUUCUUGGUAGAGAGUAGAAAGUCAUUUUCCAGUUAUACUCUCCUCCAUAAAAUUUUCUUCAUUAUAUUGGUUAUACUUGUAGAACAACAUACAACUCUUCUGAAGCCCACACUACUCCCAGUUGCCAUAUUUUUUAACUCUUCAGAAACAUAUCACUGACAAAAAGUGCCAACCGCAAACUAUUUCACCUGUAGUCUCGUCAACCACAAAAUUCUGGUAUCGGAUAGACUAUAAUUUCUAAACGUCUGAAGGCAAAAUUCGGUAAUCGUAUCUACCGACGUCAUUUUAUUCUUUAACCAUCGACUAUUUCGAAUAAACGGUCUCGUCAUUCUUUUUAGCAUCUACUUUAGUCUGAAUAUGAUUUACUGAAAUUUAAUUCACAUUACAAGUGACUGAGAGGAGAAGAACUUGUUCUAAAUAUAAGUGUAAAACUUGGGAUUGUGGUAAGAUGUAAUUCCCUAUUAGGUUUGUUCAUUUAAUAUAGAGCACACACACUGAAGACUUGAUGACCUGCGUAUAGAAGGGAAUGAAAAAUGGUCAGUUUCAAUGUAACAAAUAUUUAUACUAAAUACAAAUGAAUACUACACUUGAAGCAGUGAGGAAUCAACUAAAUACUGACUGACAACGUACUCAUAGAACUAAGAUAUUGGUUGAUGAAAUCAUAUCAGGCAAACAAUGGUUCCUGAACUUCACAAUCUUCAAGUUUUACGAUAAAAUAUAUAGGCAAACAUAAUGAGUGGCAAUAAGGCUACCAAUAUCCCCAAUCUUAGAAAAUACAUUGAUGGAAAGUUGAGAAAACAUGGCUUUACGAACGUUUAGUUCUGCACUUAAGAUAUAUGAGCGAUAUGUGGAUGACAAAUUUGUGUUGAAAUAGUAAUAUAUCUACAAUUUCCUCACGCAUAUAAACUCAGUAGUUGACGCAGUCCAAUUUACUUUAGAGGGGAGAGAGGAGAGAGAGAUGAGAAUUAGCUUUAUUGGACUGCAGAGUAAAAUGAAGGACAGAUGGUGGUUUGGAUACUACCGUCUACAGGAAACCAACACAUUCUAACAGGUAUCUAAACUUCAAACCGUCUCAUCCAAUGUCACUUAAGGUGGCUUUAGUUAAACGUCUAAAUGAUAAGGCUAACAAACUAACUAGUCAGUGCAAGGACCUAAACAAGGAAUUGGAACGCAUAAAAGAAGCGUUAAUAAUCAAUGAUUAUUGAGAAAUUCGUACGAACACGUAAGAAACAAAAUGAUGACAGUAAUAGGUAUAUGAAUAAUAGC
Molecule: messenger RNA, 5875 nt
Organism: Heterobilharzia americana
Lineage: Eukaryota; Metazoa; Platyhelminthes; Trematoda; Strigeidida; Schistosomatidae
Source: the annotation of a GenBank genome assembly